This is a messenger RNA of Solanum lycopersicum (tomato), 696 nucleotides long. The record is from RefSeq and is a predicted model, not a curated record. Lineage: Eukaryota; Viridiplantae; Streptophyta; Magnoliopsida; Solanales; Solanaceae.
AUGAAGCUUUCAGAUGAAAAAUUAAUCCCAAAUCAACCAGCUACAAUCAAAAUAAUUCCUGAAAAAUCAGACGAUUUAUGGCUUUUAUACAAUCUCAUUGUCGAAGAUGAUGUCGUUUCUGCUGUUACAACUCGCAAAAUUCAAUUUUCUUCUGAUUUGACAGCGAAAAAGAAGAGCAGAAAACAUAUCGAUAUGGAUGUCAUACCUAACAUGGUGAUUGCAAGCAAAGACUCUAUCAAGGAUGAUUUUCGAGCUUACUUGUUGCUUGAGGCUCAAAAACGGAAGAUAAAAUCCAUUGAGAGAAACGAAUCGCGUAUUCUUAUGAUUCAUCAGAACAAUAUAAAAGAUAUUUUGAGUGAUAAAGUGAUAAAAAAUAUGAACGCUAACACAAAGGUGAUUGAAAAAUUCAUGGAUAUGGUAAUAAAUAAAUGUGAUUGGGUGUGUUAUGGCACUAAAAGUGUUGAAUAUGCACAUGAAUUGCUUGCAAUUGAUACACUUUUGAUCACAGAAGAACUGUCAGAGAAGAAGGAUAUUAAAUUGAGAAAAAAAUACUCAAAGUUGAAGAAAUUAGUGCAAGAAGCUGGUGGAAAAGUAAUACAAUUUAGUGAUGUCGAAGGAGACAAACUGGCUCAGAUGACUGGAAUUGCUGCAAUUUUGAGGUUUCCUAUUCCUAAUAUUGAUGACUUGGUGUUGUAG